AUGUCACUCAGCCCUCUCUGCAGUGACCCCGCUCAGAACAGAAUGCUGGGAAAUAACAAGCCCUUUUAUCCCGGCCAGGAUGACAAAGAUGCGGAGGAUGAGGAGGAGGAAGAGGAGCAAAACGGAAAAGAGGAAGGUGGACCUGACCGAGAGAAUGGAGGGUUAGAAGGUCAAGGGAAGGAUAUGGUCGGUGGACGACAAUCCUGGGAAGGCAAAGGCGGUGAGGGGGUGAGAGCUGCGGCCCUGGUGGCUGGUAGACAGAGAGUGGAGCGGCUCCAGAGGCCCCCGAACCUGAUUAACCGUGGUGUCACGUUCAUGUCCAAUCAAGCGCAUCCACCGAGCAAUAAGCCACAGCAGCACAUCAAUGCAGCCAACCAGCAGGCUCAUGUAGGAUCCAGCGCUCUGCUGAAGAGGCGAGCUCAGAUGGAGCGCAGCAUGACCACGGCCACCACUCUGGAGGAAGCCUUCUUCACCAUGAUGGUGUUCCGCAUCGGCAUUCCUGACAUCAAUCAAACAAGAUGUCUCCAGUUUGACCAGGACUGCACGGUGUGGAACGCGAAGCAGCAGAUCAUCUGCUCCCUAACCGAGUCAUUAUGGGAUGCCUACAACUACGGCUUGUUCCAGCCAGCUGGAGAGGGCCGGGACGCCAAAUUUCUGGAGGAAGAGAGGCCCUUGAGAGAUUACUCACAACCUUUUGAGAAGGGCGUGCCAUAUCUGGAGUUUAGAUACAAAACUCGAGUUUAUAAACAAACAAAUUUGGACGAAAAAGCCCUUGCGAAGCUCAGCACAAAGACAAAUCUGAAGAAGUUCUUGGAUUACGUUCAGACUGGUGCUGUUGAGAAACUUAUAAAAGUCCUUGAUAAAGGUCUCGAUCCAAAUUUCCAUGACCCAGACAGUGGAGAGACACCCCUUUCUGUGGCUGCACAGUCCAGCGUCUCGGGUGAUUGCAUCAAGGUUCUGGUCCAAGGUGGCGCUCAUAUUGACUUCAGAAGCAAAGAUGGCCUGACUGCUGUCCACAAAGCUGUGCGCGUUCACAACCAUAGUGCUCUACUGGCGUUAUUUGCUUUGGGUGCCUCUCCCAACUACAAAGACCGCUGUGGUCUGACCCCGCUGUACCACACCGUGCUGACAGGUGGCGAUACUUCCUGCUGUGAGACCCUGCUGUAUUACAGGGCAAAGCUCGGGACCAGGGAUGAGAAUGGCUGGGAUGAAUCCCAUCAGCCAAGGGAUGAAGAGGAGUUUGGAAUGGAAGAAAUACAUAAGGCCUGUCAGAAUGGCUUCGCCCAGCAUUUGGAGCAUCUAUUGUUCUAUGGCGCAGACGUCACAUCGCAGAAUGCCUCAGGGAAUACUGCGCUUCACAUUUCUGCUCUGUACAACAAAGAGAGUUGUGUUCGUGUUCUUCUGUACAGAGGAGCAAAUAAGGAGGCAAAGAACAAACAUGGCCAGACACCCUUUCAGUUGGCAGUAAUGUCUGGCCACUUCGAACUCGGGGAAAUCAUCAAAAACCACAAAGAUUCAGAUAUCGUGCCAUUUUUGGAAUCGCCAAAGUAUGUUCCGAUGCGAAAAGCGAGCGCCUACACGUUGCCUCUUCCGUCGCUCCCGUCCUCCCACCCUCUUCUGCGUGCUAACAGUGAUAACAGCAUGACCCAGUCAGACCCCAUGGCACUGCCCAACAAGCCUUCCACAAAUCCCAAGCAGGGUCAGGGUCAACGUAGAGCCUCCAUUGGCAUGAGAAGCUCCAGCAGCCCCCGAAAUCGUAGUCGUUCCCCAUCAAGAGGGAGAGGGGGCCAGAGUGACACCGAAGAGAGGCACCGGCAGCCGCGAGGGCGACAAGGAGCGACCUCGGCGAGCAAGGCUGGAGGUCAAAUGAAGCGCAUGUACAGCGCCGUGCCAGGGCGACUGUACGUGGCCAGCCGUGCUCACGCCGCCGCUGGCGAGAGGGAGCUGUCGCUCAGCAAAGGUGACAAAGUUAAAGUGUUAAGCGUUGGAGAGGGGGGAUACUGGGAGGGAACUGUCAACGGUCGCACUGGCUGGUUUCCAUCGGACUGUGUGGAAGAAGUGGCUUCCCACGGAAAUCGAUCAGACGCACGGACCGAGAAAGCAAGAAGGAAGCUGUUCCGCAACGUUACCGUCGGAGCUUAUGAUGGCACAGAUGGUCCCAGUGACUACAUCAUUAAGGAGAAGACAGUGCUCCUGCAGAAGAAAGACAAUGAAGGCUUCGGCUUUGUGCUUCGGGGAGCCAAAGCUCAGACUCCCAUAGAGGAGUUCACACCCACGCCAGCCUUCCCGGCACUGCAGUACCUGGAGUCCGUCGAUGAAGGCGGUGUGGCGUGGAGAGCCGGGCUAAGGAUGGGGGACUUCCUCAUCGAGGUGAAUGGGCAGAAUGUGGUGAAGGUCGGGCACCGGCAGGUGGUCAACAUGAUCCGACAGGGUGGCAACAGCCUUAUGGUAAAAGUAGUUAUGGUUGCCAGGAACCCUGAGCUGGAGGACACUGCUCGGAAGAAACCCACCGGGCAGAGCAAGAGACUGACUCCUCCUGCCUUAGCCCUGCGCUCCAAAUCAAUGACGUCAGAGCUGGAAGACAUGGUGGAGAAAGCCACCUCUCCAUGGAAAAAGAAAACAGAAUACGAGUCCUCCCAGGUUCCAGACAAGAAGAGGACGGUCUAUCAGAUGGCAUUAAAUAAACUUGAUGAAAUUCUGGCUGCUGCCCAUCAUACCAUAACACCCGACAACCAGAACCAGAGGGGCCAUGGGGGCAAGAGGGACAGAAGCAAGAGUAUUGUUCCAAGUGUCUCCACUGAGUCAAACUACGAGCUGCAGUCAACAGUGAACGCAGGCCAGCAAGUAUUUACCUACAACCAGGCUGUUUUCCAGCCAGGACACGGUCCCCAGCAUGCAGUUAUGAUGCGGCAAAAGUCAAUUGGUGUUACAGAGGAGGAGAGGCAGUAUCUUCACCCGCCGGCAAUGAAGCUGGCACGUAGUCUGUCAGUACCAGGACCAGAGGAAAUUCCACCACCCCCGAACACAUCUGCUCCAGAUCCACCUUUGUCAACAGGCAGAGGAUCUGCUAUGCCUCUUUCACCUCAGGCUCAUUACCAGCUCCAUUCCCAACCUGGGCCUCCUUCACAGUCAGGAUGGGAAAGAGGAGCUCAUAGUGGCCUAAACCAACAGGCCAUGGUACCCACACUCCGAAGACAAUCAGAUGGCCUAAGAGAACAGGAGGCGCCUCGAAGAGGUGGCGGGAAGAUGGGUGGGUUGAGGAGAGGCUACAGCAGUGCUACUCCACCAACAAGCGCUAAGCCAAAGGCACAACAAGUUCAAUCACAAAAUCAACAUAUGCCCCCACAAGAGCAGGGUGGAAGCACCGGGAGAGGUUCAACAAGGAGGGGGCGAGGUGCUCUCAUCAAGCAGUCCAAAGUAGAAGAUGGAUCUCGACAGUAUAGAGGGAAAGGAGCAGCUCCCAAGGAAAAGAGCUCCAUUCCUAUUCCCACCAUUAUUGUCAAAGCACCGUCCACGAGCAGCAGUGGGCGCAGCAGCCAGGGCAGCAGCAUCGAGGCUGAGGUUUCGCAGGAUGUAGAGGAAAGCCCAGCCGACCAAAGCCAAGACAGCCAAACCAGUUUACCCUCACCCCUGACCCCAGUGCCACCUCUGUCCACAAGCUCUCUCACUACAUCAACGGCUACCACCUCAGUUCAGUCACUGCAUAAUGAUAAUAACUUGGAAUACACAUCAACUUUUGAGACAGCGAGCAGAGUAGGAGGGGCACGCCGGGAAAGGGAACGUUUCCGGGAUAUGAGAAGAAAAAGUGCUUCUUUCUAUUUGUCAUCUGAGGAGGACAUGCAAGCAGAAGCAGGAGGAGGAGCGCCGUUGCAGAGCUCACAUAUUGAAGUACCCACCCCACGACUCAGGCCUUCAAAGUCCAUAGAUGAGGGAAUGUUCUCUGGGGAUAAUUAUGUCCAUUAUUCCAGCAGCAUGCCACCAGCUUUCGGCCUGCCAGAGUACUCUUCUCCUGUCCUUAGUCAGGAUGGACAACCAAAGUCCGCACCAUCAAUGUACGGAUCCCAAACAGCUACUACCUUUAUUCACCCACUGACAGGGAAGGUCCUGGACCCCUCAUCGCCACUUGGCCUUGCACUGGCUGCACGAGAGAGGGCUUUAAAAGAUGAUCGUAGGACACGAAGAGAAGACAGGCAGUUUGGACGACAGCUGUCCACUGUGGGAGCAUUUCCCACUCCCGUACAAACUCCCACUCCGUCACUGUUUGCAACUCCAACACAAUCAACUUACACUUCACCUGUCUCCCUUCACUUGAGUUCGCCGACUACGACAACAUCGCCCGCAUCUCUAAGCAGGCCACAGUCACCAAGAAUACUACGCUUGGGAGGUAGUGAGAGGGAAAAAGAGGGAGGCUCAAGGGAGGGUCUUAGGGUUCGUUUCUCAGAGGAUCGAAGCAGCCAGCAUUCAAUGCAGUAUUACCCACAAAGCCCCAAGGAAAGAGAAAUGGAGAGCUAUGAUAGCAGAGCUGCCCCACCCAUACUUCCGCCCCCACCUCCCACUCAGCCUGCCCCUCGCAGACCCUCCUUCCUGCAGAUGGACUGCACAAGCAACAAUAGUUACAUCCCGCAGUACUCUGUGCCUACAGCACCAACACAGACGCAUGACACGAUGGUGGAAUCCGGAAGUGGGCCAGGAGGUUUAGGGUUGAUGGUCCUCCCUCCACCUGCUCCAUCAAUAGAUGUGGACGAAGAAUUUGUCUUUGCCGAUCCACUGCCGCCGCCUUUACAAUUUGCCAAUGGUAAAAGGGAGCGAGCAAAGGGGUUUCCCCAGCAGUACCAACUAAAUCAGCAACCUAGUGGUCCCCCUCAUCCACCUCCAAUUCCUUCUUCGAAGCCUGCCAUUGCUACCCAACCCUCACCGCAGGGUGGAGACUCAGCAGCCUCAAGUCUUACCUCCUAUGACAGUGAGGUGGCUAACCUCACGCAGUCUCCUCUGUCUCCUUCAUACCCAUCUGCUCAAAUAUAUCACUCUUCUUCAUCAACCAACACCACAUCUGCUACAAUGUUAGCUGCCACUUCAUUGCACAGACCUCAACCCAUGGCCCAAUCUCAUCCUUAUUACACUAACCCUAGUGAACCUUUGGGUCGUGCCCCUAGCCCAGCCCAGGAAAAAGGAACAGCAGCCUUAACCACCGCUGUAACCUAUACUACAACUACAGCGACAGCCACUUUAGCUGCUACAGCCACGAAAACAUCUCCCUCGUCCUCUGACUACAGUAUAAGCAUAUCAGGGCCCAAAACUAGUAUCAGCUCGGGGGCCAGGGCCAACCAUACUCACCACCCUGCUGUUGCACCUAAAAGUGGAGAGUGGCAAGACGCUGUGAUUGAUUCAGGGAUCGAGGAACUUGAUAGUCACAGCAGUAGUGACCACCAUCUAGAAAUGUUUGGAUUAAGAGGAGGACACAUAACUGAGAGUCAAGUUGGAGGAAAAGGAGAAGACCAUCAUGACUCUUGCUACUCUGGUGGCCAGAGUUUUGAGAUGCGUGGUGACAAACAUGGAAGCCCAGCUUUCCCAAAACCAAAUCAGAAUAAGGAUGGAUUACAGUCUGUCGCACUCAGAAGGCAAAACAGCACCAAUCCUGCUCCAUUACAACUGCACAGGCUAAACAACCCAGACGAUACAGGGCCUGAGGGGGCAGAUGAACGGAAAAGGCGGCAGCACCGAUCUGAAAUAGAUGAUAGCUUUAGUGCCAGCCUGGCUGCGUACAUGGAGAGGCCAAUAGAUCCUCGACUCGCCAGCACAGGAGAAAUUGGAGCUCAUGAACAGAUCCAGAGGGGAGGUGCGUUUGACGGCCGCAGACUUCAUUCACCUUAUUCUGGAAUGAAGACCAACAUCAUAACAGAGUUGAGUUCGAGGUUGCAGCAGAUGAGUGGCAUGAAGAGCAUGGAUGACUGGACCUGUCCACCUAAGUCACCUACAAUGAACAGAUACUCCGCAGAUUUUACAGACGCCUUUCACAGCCCGCCCACGGGCCGCUCGACCUCACCCUUGCCCACCUCCUCCCCACAGCAUCGGCAGAUUCUUACACCCAACCUGUCAGCCACUCCUUCGGUGUCCCCUUCGCCUCAAGUUCCCGUGCAGCGCACAUGGACUCGCUCCCCCUCUCCACAAAUACCAACCUCGCCGGUGCAUUCACACCCCCCACACUCACCGACCUACUGUCCGUACCCAACGUCACCCAAACAUCGCUCAAAGAUGCGCAGACAGACGUUUGAUUUCCAACCAACAAAGGAGAUGCGGUCUUCAGUGUCUCGGCAUCGUGCUCCGAGUCCUCUUAUCUAUAACACUGAGCAAACAAGUCCAGCACCGCCCAGGCCCUCCUCUCUUCCAAUUCUUCCCAGUACUCCUGUAUACAGUAAUCCUUUUGAAUUUCCUGGACCACUGACUCCCCCUUCCCCUGGACUUCCUUUAGGAGAUGCCUACAAGACCUCUACACCACCAUUGUAUUCUCCAUCUGGUAUCCAAAAUCCUUUGCUUGUGUCGCGCUCCCUCUCCCCUACUCAUUUCCUCUCUGGAGCCUCUUCACCUCUUCACCUGCCACCAAGUCCGUCAUGUCUGAAUUUCCCCCACCUCACUCCACCACCACCAGCCCAGCCUUUUGCCGUUAAGCCCCUUACCUUUUGGACCAAGUAUGAUGUGGCUGACUGGUUGGUUUACCUAAAUCUUGGAGAACACAGGGAGCGCUUCAUAGACAAUGAAAUAGAUGGCUCGCAUCUGCCUUCGCUCACCAAGGACGACUUCUUGGACCUUGGAGUGACACGUGUUGGUCAUCGAAUGAACAUAGAGAGGGCUCUGAAGAAACUCACAGACAGCAGCGAAAAUGGAAUGGGCUGAACGCACCUGUCCACACCAACAAGGAGGCACAGAAGGAGCCUACUGGCCCGCAUGAAUCUGGGACGUUCUGUAAAAACUGCCAUUCAAUAGACAUCAUCUUUUAGGGUGAGCCAGAUGCGGCACCUUUAAGUGGUCGAAAAUGAUUAUAACGCAAUUGAGUGUCAAAUAUUCAUAUGAUGAACAAGCCACUGAACAAAUAACACUUUCAAAACACAUGACUGAUUUCAUUGUGUCAUUUGCCUGUCAACAAACUAAUGUGAUAGCAUCCUUCAAAAAGUGUAGGGGCUGUGAUGAAGGCACAAAUAUACCAAUAUCAAGUCAAUUUACUGGUCCGACAUUCUUGACAGGUUUUAUGUGGAGUCAUUUAUCAGUUGUAUAUGCAAAAACUUUUUUAAUAUUGAAGUUUGACAAGGUUACAAGACCACUUGAUGUUUAUGGCUGUCAAAUGAUGUUGCCGCCUGCGACUGUAUGGAGCAGCUUGUCCUGUUGGGAAUGGUUGUACACUUGUCUCCUUUAUCUCCUUUAUUCCAGGUUUCGUUGGUCCAUGGAAAACUCUGUCUGGUAAGUUGGCAUUUAAGCAAACACUGCUACAGCGUUAUCACGAAACAGUUCAACAGUUCUCUUUGGACCUACUAUUAAUUUUGUUUGUUGGUCGAUCUGUCUGUUUGUUUGUUUUCCCCUGUCGUAUUGGUGUGCAAGUGCUUGUUUGCCAAAUUUAGAUGAAGCCUCAGGCCAUGGUUAAAACAAGAUAGAGCUCCCUCAGUUUCCAGCGGAGUAUUACCAUGCGAGAAUCAGCAGUGCUUUUGAAACUUGUUCCAUCCUGUCACAUUGUAACCUCAGACAAUACAGU
Molecule: messenger RNA, 7741 nt
Organism: Synchiropus splendidus (mandarinfish)
Lineage: Eukaryota; Metazoa; Chordata; Actinopteri; Syngnathiformes; Callionymidae
Product: SH3 and multiple ankyrin repeat domains protein 1-like
Cellular component (GO): dendritic spine; postsynaptic membrane; postsynaptic density
Molecular function (GO): synaptic receptor adaptor activity; ionotropic glutamate receptor binding
Source: RefSeq, a predicted model, not a curated record